Molecule: messenger RNA, 576 nt
Organism: Eimeria necatrix
Lineage: Eukaryota; Apicomplexa; Conoidasida; Eucoccidiorida; Eimeriidae
Exons: 1
Coding region: 1-576 (191 amino acids)
Molecular function (GO): ice binding
Source: RefSeq, a predicted model, not a curated record
AUGGACAGAGAACAGCAGCAGCAGGAUGCAGCAGCACCGCUGCAGCAGCAGCAGCAGCCGUUGCUUUUGCCUCAACCGCUGCAGCAGCAGCAGCAGCAGCAGCAGCAGCAGCAGCUAUCUCAAACUGCUGCUCUCGCCCAAGGGUCCCUCUCUGCUGCGGGCGCUCCUCUAACUUUUGCUUCAACUUCUGUAGGAGCAGACAAAUCAGCAGCAGCAGCAGCAGCAACAGCAGCCACAGCAGCAGCAACAGCAGCAGCAGCAGCAGCAGCCAAAAUUCCAGCACAGGCGGCACCAGCAGCAUCGGGAGCAACGAAGCCAGCGGCAGCAGCAGCCGCAGCAGCAACAGCAGCAGCAGCAGCGACGGUGGCAGCAGCAACACAAGCAACCAAGCAGGCGGCAGCAGCAGCAACAGCAGCAGCAGCAAGAAUAGGAGCUAAACCAGCAGCAGCAGCAGCAGCAGCAGCAGCAGCAAAUGUGCUGCUGCCUGCAGAGGCGCCGCCCCCAACAGUAGAAGAGCGAGUUGAAAAGUUUCUGGACUCUCUUUGUGAGAAAGGAGCACUAAGUGUUAAUACGUAA